GCCUGUUUAUGUAACCGGCCCAGAGGGGGAUUAGCCGGGCCGGGCGCAGCGGGUUCUGCUGCCGGGACGCGAUGGGGCCGGGGCUGCCGUAGGAAGGAGACGCGAUGGGAGCUGCCAGCAGCGAGCCCGAGCCCCCGCCGGGCCCCCUCAAGGGCGGUGGCUUCGCAACCGAGGUCUCCUGGGUCCGGAGCUGGAAGAGGGUCUUGGCUGGCAUUGGGGUGACGGUGUCCGGGCUGGAGCGCAACUUGGCCACGAGGAGGCGCCUCCAGCAGCGGCGAGGCCCGGGCGAGAAGCUGCCCCGGCUGGGCGAGAAGGUGGUGACAGGGUGGCCAGUCCCGCAGUUCGUCUCGCUCUUCCUCCCGGAGUUCCCCAUCCGGCCCACCCUGGGCCAGCCGCAGCUCAAGAUUCUGGGCUUUGUUGCUAAAGGCUCGUUUGGGACAGUCCUGAAGGUGCUGGACUGCGGGCGGGAGAAGGUCUUUGCUAUGAAGGUGGUCCCCAAAGUGGAGGUGCUGCGGCGUGACACCCUGAAGCAGUGCAAGGAGGAGGUCAGCAUCCAGAGGCAGGUCAGCCACCCAUUUGUUCACUGCUUAGGGGACAGCUGGCAGGGACAGCGGCAUCUCUUCAUUAUGUGCACAUACUGCAGCACCGGAGACCUGCACACACUUUGGGCCUCUUCGGGGCGCUUCGCGGAAGCCACCAUUCGCCUGUUUGCAGCCGAGCUGGUUCUGGCGCUGAGUUAUCUCCAUGACCUGGGCAUUGUGCACCGAGAUGUGAAGAUGGAGAACAUACUCCUGGACGAACGCGGGCACCUCAAGCUGACAGACUUUGGCCUUUCCCGCCACCUGCGCCGAGGGGAGCGGGCUUACACCAUCUGUGGGACCCUGCAGUACAUGGCCCCAGAAGUGCUGAGCGGAGGCCCCUACAGCCAUUCUGCUGACUGGUGGUCUCUGGGCAUCCUGCUCUUUACCCUCGCUACUGGGAAGUUCCCAGUUCCUCCAGAGCGAGACCACCUGGCCAUGCUGGCGAGCGUGAACCGCUGCAGCUACGAGAGCCCAGGCUCCCUGAGCCGGGGGUUGUCCCUCCUGCUCAGCGAGCUCCUGUGCCGAAACCCCCUGCGGCGCCUGCGCUACCUCCACCACUUCAAGAGCCACCUUUUCUUUCGGGGCGUGACCUUUGACGCCGAGCUCCUGCAGAAGCACCCGGUGGACGUCGUCGUGGCUGCGCGGCAAGCGGAGGCGGCGGCCCUGGAAUCGUCCGUCACCUUUACAGACUUUGACUGUGACCUCCUGGCCUGGCUGCGGCAGAGCUGACCCGCUCCUCUGGCCCUGCUGCGGCCCUGGACCCAUUUGCGGCUCUAUCUCGUCACCGUUUGCAGGCUGUGACCAGGACCCCCAUGGCCAGCCAGGAGCACCAUUCGAUCUGCUCAGGAACCCCCUCUCCUGCACCCCUCCAGCCACCUCAGGGAGAGCAGCAGCGGGCACCGGCCCCCGCCCCAGCAGUGGCUCUUGCCUGGGCCGGUAGAUAGGAAGCGGCUCCCCACAUUGGCACCCCCUAUUCCCAGGCCAGGCUGGGCCCCCCCCCGUUAGACUCAGGCCGCCCCGCUGCAGAGGCUGCCCUGGCUGGGCCAGGUCCCGGCAGGACCCCCCCGUCUGUACGGGAGCCGCGCGGAACGGGACUACGCAAUAAAUGGCAUGUCCAGUGCUCGGCGUGGCGUGG
Malaclemys terrapin pileata is the source of this 1716-nucleotide messenger RNA. It is a transcript of the gene RSKR, whose product is annotated as ribosomal protein S6 kinase related. Lineage: Eukaryota; Metazoa; Chordata; Testudines; Emydidae. Gene Ontology annotation, molecular function: protein serine/threonine kinase activity; ATP binding. The transcript is spliced from 12 exons. The record is from RefSeq and is a predicted model, not a curated record. Bases 105 to 1310 code for a protein of 401 amino acids. Gene Ontology annotation, biological process: protein phosphorylation.